Bombus pyrosoma is the source of this 7415-nucleotide messenger RNA. RefSeq lists its product as uncharacterized. The transcript has 4 exons. The record is from RefSeq and is a predicted model, not a curated record. The coding region runs from base 3316 to 5499 and encodes 727 amino acids. NCBI's taxonomy places the organism in Eukaryota, Metazoa, Arthropoda, Insecta, Hymenoptera, Apidae.
GCGAUCGACCUUAUUGAAUUAGCGUUCGCCGAUGGGUUUGCUUGGCGAUUAUCUGACGCGGCCUAUCUCUAUAUACCUGUCGUUCGUUACGGUUGUCGCGCCGGUUUGCGAUAAUUACGAAAACAAAAUCUGGUUCAAUUAUACGAGCAGUCUGCGCCAAUAACUUCUUUCGCUUGGCGAAUCUUUAACCCUGAUCUAGAGACGUUCUUCCCUCCCUCGCGAUUACCAGGAAGUUGAGACUAACUUUCGCUUGUUCAUCGCUUUUGUGACGUAAAAAUUCGAUUUAAAUGGCACGUAAAUUUGCAUUAAGAAUGAUAACGGUAUCGCAUGCGAAUUAGGAGACGUUUUAUAUGCUGUACGUCGUGAAAGCAAGAAUAUUCAAAGUUUAAUUAAAAAUUAGAAAACCUUGCUCUGUCUCUUAGAAACGCCAUUAAGAAGGCUAUUGCUACAUGCAGGGUAGAAUAUUUAACUGGAAACGUGUUCGAUGAUUCCAUUGCCCGAUCGAAGAGGGUCUCGUCUCGAUCAUAACAGGCUGACGCAGGGGUUAGUUUGAUCUGAGAUAGGGCUGGAAUCAUGGGGCGUAACGGCGAAGGGUGAGCGCGACGAGGGGAUGUUGAAAGUUCGCUUCUCCAUUUUCGUGAACGCUUUUCCGUCGGCUUCCUUCCUUUUCCUCGUUCGAUUUCGUCGUAGUCGAUAAUUAACCAACACGUUGCGUUCUUUCGAAUCGAUGCCUUUCAAUAUGUACGAUAUUUCAACUUCUUCGAUCAGUCGACUAGAUUUUCUCAAUGUGCAGGCGAGCUAAAAAAUCGUCGGUGAUGAUUUUCAAAAAAAUUCGGCACGUAUAUCGCUAGUAUCAAUAGUCAAUGACAAGACGUCAGCGUGGCGAGGCGAUCGCGAUACUCAAAGGAAAUCGGUGGCUGGUUAAAUAACCGGUUUCCUAAUUCGCUGCGCCGCCGUCCGAGUCGCGCUCGUGUCUAAUUGCAUACCAUUUAUGUCGCGCCGCCGUUCUAACACCUGUCUUACGAAAAUCCAUUAGUGGCGCGCAUGCACGAGUCCGAAUAGUCGGCUGACGUGCGAAUUCGUAGCUUCGUGGUCGUAGCCGAAUGACAGCCGCCGCCGGCUUACCAUACAAUCCCUGCCCCCUUCUUGCGCUUCCAUCACCAUUUUCGCGUCUUGGGAUCCUCUCGAGGACGAACGUCGUUUUUCGCGUGUCGGAAACGUCGCGGCUCGUUACACCGCCACGAUGAAGCGUUGGUUUCUAUAUCGAUUUCGUCGAGCGUCGAGAGUCGUUUAAAAAACGUCGACACGUUCCUGCGUUGUUUUUUUUCGAUUGUUUCCUUUUAUUUUAGUUUUGGUUGGAUAUCUUGAAACGUAUGUGUGAAACGGAUCGCGAUCGUGCAGUCGUUUCUUUGUUUUUCCGACCAGUGCGUGAUAUGUGCUCAGCAAAGACACAGUUUUUUUAAUUAUCUCAAGGUAUCUCUUAUCGUGUGGCGAAAAUAUCGGUAGAACAGAUCAGAAUUUUAUGUAAAAAUUAUCGUUCAGGAAAACUGAAUAUUUAAAAACCGGUGUGUUUCGAUAACUAUCGCGUGGGGAUUAAUUAUUGAAGCAAUAUUUGCAUACGUGUGAAACAUAUUUUCCUUGUCCUUUUAUCAAGAAUACAACGUUUUAACCGCGCCGUCUUUAUUUCAGCAAACAGCCAAAGGAUUAACGAUUCUAAAUUUUCGAAAUUUUGUUCCAUACACGUUUCUUGGUCUACGGUACGUUCCAAAAAGUCGCGAGAAGGAGGAACCGUAUAAUAGCGAAAGAAAUUUUUACUGUUGCUAGGAAACGCUGUUUUAAAGGCCGCAUUACCCGCUACAAUGAUAGACGGAAACGUAGCCCGCGGUCAUAAAGCUUUUCUUCACACAUCAUCGAGGCUAAUCCUAAGAGACACCAGUCCUUUGACAGUCUUCUCGAACGAGAUAAGGAUUCUGACGUGGUGACAAGCUCUCGAAGCGGCCUAAGUUCAUUAAAACGACGUUUUUCCUUGCAAAAUGAAUACCACGUUUGUUAAUUAAGAAUUUCGAGUCCGCGAGGUCGGUACAGUAAGGUGAAAUCGAUUAGACGCUAAAGCAUAUGCGUUGAGGCGACAAUGUAGAAACACGAAAAACGAUAAGAAGCUUCGGUUUAAUUCAGGGCCGUGCGAUGUUAACUUAACUGCUUUGUCCUUUCUGAGAUAUCUAAAUACAUUUCAUGUAUCGCGACCAUACAUUCUACAACUUUGAAAGCUGUUUCUGAAAAUACGUGAGUUGUUAUUUUUCACACGAUGCGUAUAUUUUAAAUGGACGCUUUAAAUAUUAAUUCGCAAAUGACACCGCACUUUAUCCAAUAACGUUGAAUUAUUUUGAUACAAUCAGCAGACGGCAGAUAUUCCUUUAAUUUUUAGUCUAGAAAAGGCUGCAAGGUCGAUUUAAUAUUAAUACAAUUUGUUAGUAUUAAUGCAACUCUGUUUUAAUAUUAAUCUUUUUGCCACGUCCACCCGUUUGUCGCCGUUGUACGAAACAAUUGUGUCGCGAGUCCACGCUUUGCCGUAAAAGGGUAGCAGGAGCAAAUGGAAGAAAAUAAUUGGACGAAAAAAUGUCAGUCAACUUCAACGAAAAUUGUCAACUAAUGACUGAAAACGUAGACUACUGUAGUCGAGUUUAAUGGACGAAUAAGCGGAUCGAGACGAUUUCGUUUUCCAAAGUUACGAUCGGUUCGAGAAAAGCUAGCCGGAAUCUCGUAAUCAUCCACGUGGUCGCUGAAAUCUACGCCGAUACCGAUCAUUCCGAUCGCGGUCGUCAGCCUGUGGUCGAAAAGCUAAUUUUAGGCGAAAAAAGUUUUUCUCUCGAGAGAAAGAGAAAGGCAUCGCCGGCAACGUGAACAGGCGAAACCAAUUUCUGUAGGUGAAUUUCAGCAGCGCGUAUUACCGUGGCCGCCACGCCGGCAAGAUUCCUAGACGAGGACAAACGGGUCGAUUUUCCCGCGGGCAACAUCCCGGAAGCGACGACAACGACUGGACCGUCGCCAGUGGACAUCGUGAACGUCGAUAUACAACAGCCAGCACACGACCACCCCCUGUCGCUCGCUCGGCCUCGUGUAUCGUCUCUCUGUGUACGUGGCUGCUGUCUGUGUCUCCGUCCGUCUGUCGGCGCGUGUACCCGCGUACGAACGAUAAUGCUGGCGGCUGACGGUUUCGGUGAUCGACGACGACGCGGCCGGUGAACUAGUGACAGUGUGAAAUCGAUCGUGAGCAGGGAAACCGGCUAGCGGUCGCACUAAAUAUACGCAGGAAUAAUGGCCAGCGCGACAAUGGGACUCCGUCGCAGAGUGCCGGUGAACAAUUCGCCGACCCCGUCGGGCCAAUCCUCGUCCACUGGCUCGUCCAGCAAGCGUUCAAGAUCCGAGAACAACAACAGCCCGUCCCAUGGUAAUCUCAACUCUAUGUCACGGGACGAGCCACCGACCAAGAAGUCACGUGGCACAUCGACCAACGCGACCAAGGGCUCGUCGUCCUCGUCACCGGAAACCAGUCCCUCGUCCAAGAGCCGAGGCGGUUCCGUGUCGAGGUCCAACGCCCAAACCAAGACAUCCUCGGCAUCCGUGUCCACGUCAGACGCGGUGUCCAACAACAGCGUGUUGUCCAAUAGCUGGCAGACCUCGUCGAACAUGUCCGACGUGUCGACGUACGCAUCGGUAGCCGGAUUGAGUAUGGCCGCGAGUCCAACCGCUGGCCUGUGCGCCGGUGGUCUCAGCAUGCCCACUCCGAUCCCGUACAUGUCCUCGUCGAUGGCGACGUUCGUCGGAAAUGCCACCAACCUAGGCAAGAGCUCGUCCGUGUCGUACCUGGACAUUUCCAACAUGACCGGUGGCUCUUUGAGCACGUCCGCCGGCUUGAACGGCGGCUACGUCGGCAACGGGAACGCUGGCAACGCGAUGGACUCGAAGAACGGCGUACCCAUGCCGUUCCCUGGAAUGCCGGCUGGCGUGAACGGCGCUGGUUACGGGAUGCAAAAGGGUCAACCGGAGAACGCCGGUCUACCCAAGAAAUUCCAAAACGACGGAAUGUUCAACGCGUAUCAACCGUGGGUGAUCAAAACGUACGGAGAUUUGGCGAAAACUAAGACCAUCACGAUCAAAAAGUACGCUCGUAUAUUGCGAACACUGAGAGGUGAGGAAGUGAACAGUGCGGAGAACAGCAAGUUCCGGUUCUGGGUGAAGAGCAAGGGCUUCCACAUCGGCCAGCCGGAAGGAUACGACGCGAAACCGGCGGACAGGAUUAUCGGCCGUCACGCGGUGACGAGUCCCGGAUUGGAUCCUCCGCUAUACGUGCCUACACAGCUGCCGCACAACAAGACGUUAAACGGCGCCGAGGGUACCGUUCCACCCGGAAGAGUGUACAAGAAAGUCGCGAUCGUGGAGAACUUCUUUGACAUUAUUCAUGCUGUCCAUGUUGACCUUGAGGGUCGUCCGGGGAAGCAUGCCGGUCAAAAGAGAACGUACAGGACGAUUACCGAAACGUACGCGUUUCUUCCCCGAGAGGCUGUAACGCGAUUUCUUUUGGGAUGUACGGAAUGCCAACGACGUCCGCGGACCCCGAGCCCGACAAAUUUAUCCAAUCAACCGCAGCCCACGUCGGCGACACCGUUGGCGACGACCACGCUAACGUCUACGACGACGCCAUUAAGCCCAAAUGCCCUCUCAACCACGUCGACGACGGUGCAAAGCAGUCCCAAGCUGCGCGAGGGAAAUCACGGCGGUGAGGCCAAGCCCCUGUACAGUUAUAGGCACCAAAGGCAUCACAAGGCCAGCGCCGUACCCUCGACAACGGAGAAAACCGACAAGGAGAAAGAGGAGAAGUACAAUCCCUUGAGUAUCACGAAUUUGCUGAAGAAGGAGCCAGUAACCGGUAGCUUUUUGCCGAGCGCGGACAGCCUACCGGACUCGAGAAGAACCCCGGAAUCGGACCGGGCGAGCUCGAGAAGUUCGGCCUCGUCCAAGAGGAAAAGGAUGCUGCCAGAGGGUCGAACGCCGUCCCCUCAGCCCAGCCAACCGUUGCCAAGGCCGUGGAGCCCUGGACUCGAUCCCAAGAACACGCCCAUCGACUACAGUCUUCCCAUCACUACCUCGUACCUGAAGCAUCAGCAGAGGCUACUGCAGCAGGCGGAGAAGAACAAGGCUGCAGCGAUCAAGGAGACCGAGCUCGAGCAGAAAGUGACCGUUCUGCCGGCGGACGAGAUCGUCGACACCGUCGAGAGGGACAGAUAUUCCCCUGCUACCGGAUUAAUCGACACCAAUCUCAAUCUAUUGGCCACUAUUCAGCACCUGCAUUGCCAAGUGAUGCUGGCCCUCACGGAAAGACUCAGACCGUCGAUAACCAUGCCAAACCCGCUCGUUUUGCCCACGGCGGCCAACGUGCUGACCAACGGAAUGAUGAUAGGCCCCGAGGUGUCGGUACAAACCGGCGAGAAUCGUACGUGAAAGAAUGGACGCUAUUCGCGAAAGAUAUGGAAAAAUCCUGCAGCGUUCUAUUGACUCCUCCCCUUCUGUUGCGAACGAGUUUUUGUUACAGCCGUCGCAGCCGAGGGGAUCAUACGAUGCAUAUAUUGUUCUAAUCGCACGUUGAGCAUAAAAAGUAUAGUUUUCUAUUAUAUUCCGUUAGGUGGUUUAAGAAUGGAAACGUAACAGGGGAAGGAGUCAUAAACAGACUCGAUCGAUACUAAUCUUAAUCUCGUCACUACCGUACACCGAAUUCCAUUAACGAAAAUACAGCUUUACGUUCAAGUUUCAGAUUUCACGAGAUCUCUUAAGAGACUUUUUUGAACGAUCUCAGCUUUGUAAAUCCUUGAGAGAUAAUGAAUGAUGGCUUUAUUUUACUUGGAAUAUACUUAAUAGAAAUGAUUCUUGAAAACUUUACGGAAUAAAUUUCUAACGUAUUCGGUAUACCUGAUCGAGAGAUAAUCAGACCUAACAUCCACCGAUCCAGCGCUCACGUUCUUCUACGAGAGAACGUUAACGCGGCCAAUAUCCGAUCCUAGCUGCCAUUCAAACUAUCGGCUAACGCGAUCAUCUAUUAAACCGGAUAAGAUCAAUUACUUGGUCGGCGUCGUGGCGUCAACGUCAGUUAAAGUCGGGACCGGGGCUGGAUCGGAUCUCGUUUCGUGCGCUCGAUAUAGACGGCGAAACGACGAGACGAAUUAUUCGUGAGUCUGUCAAAAUAUGGGUCGACUCUGUCGCACGUUGUCGAUUUAUGGAGGGAACGACCGCAAGCCGAGCACCACAGGCCCUUCUACCGCGCAAUCGAGUUCGAUAUUUUGAGAUCCGAGUGGAACGCGAUCCGCUCGUUAGACAGAGGUCCCCGAAAUGGACGGCGGUUUCGACAGCAGCUAGAAGGACAGCUUUUGAAUAUUUAACCGUCGAACAAGAUCGAUGAUGACCUCUGACUCGUUGACCCGCGACACUUUUCGGCCUUUCGUUUUAUCGUCGAUAAAGUUCGACGAAUAUGCGAUAAUUUGGCACGGGAGCAAAAACGAUCUCGUCGAAUUCCGAGUUUAGAUAUCUGAUAACAAAUAUUCACCAUCUAUAUCGCGAUAUACGAGUAUGUACAUUUCGAUUUCACGUUGUUCAUUUUAAUCGUUCGUUGACAUUUUGAGUUUUCGAACGCGAGACUCGUCAUCGAUUCUUUGGAUACGUGAGACGCACAAUUACGUCCAAUUCGCAGAAUCCGAUUUCUCGCGAUGAUGAUUACGACGAAAUGGUGAUUAUAUUCAGAAGAGUAGAUUAAUAUUAAAGGACGAACAAAUAUAAUCUUCGUGUAAUCGGGACCUCGCUUAGCGCGAACGAACAUUAUAUACCAAAGGCAUUGUAAAAGGCCACGACGAGAAGAUUCUCCUCCUUUUAGGGAAUUCCAUCGAAUCGUUGAUCGAUGUUUGAGCUAUCGUCGAGAACAAGACGGGUUCCACGGGUGUGACUCGUACGACGCUAAACAUUUUCGUAUUUCACCGUGUAGACUAGCCUUGUGUAUGAUAUUAAGAAAAAAAAAAAAGUAUAGAGGGUAGUUUCUUCGUGUAUUAUAUUAUCUUGUCGUUAAAGACGCCGCGCAGGCGUGAACGUGUGAUCACACUAGAACGUGUUUGAUAAUCGUUGUGAAAGUAGAGACAGACGUUUGAAGAAAAUAUAAUGUAACGUAAGAGGAAGAACCGUCGAAAGUGUUAUAAUAAGUGAAUAAUACCGAAUCUAUUAUUUUGUAUAUAAUCGUUGUAACAUAGCGCAGUUAGUCGUUAAGGGGUAAAAAAAAAAAAGAGCGCGCGGCUCUAUUAUUAUUCCUAUUAUUCCUAUUAUUAUUAUUAUUAUUAUUAUUAUCAUUAUUAUUAUUAAUAUUAUUAUUAUUAUUAUUA